AUUCUUUUCUUGUUUAUAAUUUGCAGACAGGAAGAGCUUUGUGUGCAGAGGAAGGGAGAAGUUGCCAGCUAGCUAAGCCAUGGCUAGAGAGCAAUUACAGGUUCUUAACGCACUUGAUGUUGCGAAAACACAAUGGUACCAUUUUACUGCAAUCAUCAUUGCUGGAAUGGGAUUCUUCACAGAUGCAUAUGAUCUCUUCUGUGUAUCGCUUGUGACCAAGUUGCUGGGCCGCAUAUACUAUCAUGUUGAAGGUGCUGAGAAACCAGGAACCUUGCCUCCCAAUGUUUCUGCUGCAGUGAAUGGUGUAGCCUUCUGUGGUACAUUAGCCGGCCAACUCUUUUUUGGCUGGCUCGGUGACAAAAUGGGAAGGAAGAAAGUGUAUGGCAUGACUCUUAUGCUCAUGGUCAUAUGUUCUAUUGCUUCAGGUCUCUCUUUUGGGCACGACCCCAAGACUGUGAUGUCUACUCUUUGUUUCUUUCGGUUCUGGCUUGGUUUCGGUAUCGGUGGUGACUACCCUCUUUCGGCCACCAUCAUGUCUGAGUAUGCUAACAAGAAGACUCGUGGUGCCUUCAUUGCGGCGGUGUUUGCCAUGCAAGGUUUUGGAAUUUUGGCUGGUGGGAUAUUUGCAAUCAUUUCUUCAGCUGCAUUUAAUGCCAAGUUUGAUGCUCCAGCAUAUGAGGACGCUGGAGCUGCCUCAACUGUUCCACAAGCAGACUAUCUCUGGAGACUUAUUGUGAUGGUAGGCGCAAUCCCAGCAGCAAUGACUUACUACUGGCGAAUGAAGAUGCCCGAGACUGCUCGUUACACCGCCCUUGUUGCCAAGAAUGCAAAGCAAGCUGCAUCAGACAUGUCGAAGGUUCUUCAGGUUGAAAUUGAAGCUGAAACCAAGGUUGAGGAUGAGAAGACAACUAAUGCCUUUGCUUUGUUCUCUAAGGAGUUUAUGCGCCGCCAUGGACUUCACUUGCUUGGAACAACAAGCACAUGGUUUCUUCUGGACAUCGCAUUUUACAGCCAAAAUCUGUUCCAAAAGGAUAUCUUCAGCGCGAUUGGAUGGAUUCCUGCUGCUAAGACUAUGAAUGCUAUUGAGGAGGUUUACAAAAUUGCAAGGGCACAGACGCUUAUUGCUAUGUUCAGUACUGUCCCAGGCUACUGGUUUACAGUUGCACUGAUCGACAGAAUCGGAAGGUUUGCGAUUCAAUUGAUGGGAUUCUUCUUCAUGACAGUGUUUAUGUUUGCACUGGCCAUUCCCUAUGACCACUGGACUCACAAAGACAACCGCAUUGGAUUUGUGGUGAUCUACUCAUUGACCUUCUUCUUUGCAAACUUUGGCCCCAAUGCUACCACAUUUGUUGUGCCGGCUGAGAUAUUCCCUGCCAGGUUCAGGUCUACAUGUCACGGAAUCUCGGCAGCAUCAGGGAAGCUUGGUGCUAUAAUAGGUGCGUUCGGGUUCUUGUAUCUGGCUCAGAACCAAGACAAGAGCAAGGUUGAUGCAGGGUACCCUGCUGGCAUUGGAGUGAAAAACUCGCUCCUUGUGUUGGGUGUUGUUAACUUUUUAGGGAUAUUGUUCACAUUCUUGGUGCCUGAAUCGAAUGGCAAGUCACUGGAGGAGAUGUCCGGCGAGAAUGAAGAUGAACCUGAGUCUGCAGUGGAGUUGGAGCAGCAAUCAGGUUAUGGCCAAAACAGGACAGUGCCAGUUUAGGUUAUGUGCAACUCUGUAAGCAAAUGUUAUAAAAAUAAUGCUCAAGCCUUAGUUAAAUUUUCGGUGAGGGAAAGCUGUAAUUUUCAUGUG
Argentina anserina (silverweed cinquefoil) is the source of this 1789-nucleotide messenger RNA. Its product is annotated as inorganic phosphate transporter 1-4. NCBI's taxonomy places the organism in Eukaryota, Viridiplantae, Streptophyta, Magnoliopsida, Rosales, Rosaceae. The coding region runs from base 80 to 1699 and encodes 539 amino acids. Gene Ontology annotation, molecular function: phosphate transmembrane transporter activity. Gene Ontology annotation, biological process: phosphate ion transport; transmembrane transport. Gene Ontology annotation, cellular component: membrane. The transcript has a single exon. The record is from RefSeq and is a predicted model, not a curated record.